AUUUGUGAUUGUGUGAGGGAUUGGAUUUCGUGGCAGUUAGAGAAAAUUAUCAAUCAAAUUGUAAACGCAGAGAAUCAAUUCGGCAUCCAUAAAUGCUAAAUCCCCAAUUGAAUUUGUUGAUUACCAGAUUUCUGUUAAAUCAUUGAUUACUUCGCCCACUAGUUUGAUUCCUAACCUUCUCCGCUCGCAAAUUUCUCGUCGAAUCCGCCCAGAUUUAAAAACAAGAUCAAUCCAGCCCCAUACUCCCGCAAAUUUGCAGCUUAGGUAAUCCUUAUUGUUGUUGGUCAACAAAUUAGCCGAAUUUCUGAUAAGCUGGAUUGAAAUUUGGUGAUUUUUGAGCGGAGAAUGGGUAAGAAUGAGGCGAAUCGUAGUGCGGUGAAAUCGUACGAUGGAUCGGAUGAGAAUUUGGUAUCGCGUUCUUCGUCGAGAGAAGGGGAAGGGAAGAAAUUGUGGAAGAAGGUGAAAUAUCAGCUGGUGGAGUACCACGCGCUGCCUGGAUAUUUGAAGGAUAAUGAGUAUAUCCUAGCUCAUUACAGGGCUGAAUGGCCUCUGAAGCAGGCCUUGCUCAGCGUUUUCUCCAUUCACAAUGAGACUCUCAACGUUUGGACGCAUUUGAUUGGAUUCUUCCUUUUCCUCUCUCUAACCAUUUACACUGCAAUGAAGGUUCCAAAUGUUGUCGACCUGAAUUUGCCAAGUGCACUCAGGAAUGCGGAUUUUCAAAAAUUGCAUGCAGAACUUAUUACUAGUCUCCCAUCCUUGCCACAUAUGCCCGAUCUUCAGAGGCUUCGUGAGGAGUUGAAAACUGCAUUGCCUUCAAUGAACUUGUCACCAUACUUAUCUAAUUGGCACAUCGUGGAACUCCUCUCUAACUGUUUACCAGAGAAUCUGACUCACAGCAACCACACUGAUACUUGUGUUCUGCAUCAUAUGAAAGAGGAUGUGGCGAACAUAAUAGCUCCAUUGUUGGUGAGGCCAAUCACCCGUUGGCCAUUCUUUGCUUUCUUGGGCGGGGCUAUGUUUUGCUUGUUAGCCAGCAGCACAUGCCACUUGCUCUCCUGUCACUCUGAGCGCGUAGCAUACGUCAUGCUUCGGCUCGACUAUGCAGGGAUUGCUGCUCUUAUCUCGACAUCCUUCUACCCACCCGUAUACUACUCCUUCAUGUGCUAUCCUUUUUUCUGCAAUCUCUACAUGGGCUUCAUUACUCUACUGGGAAUUGGCACAAUCCUGGCAUCUCUUCUUCCGAUGUUCCAAAGCCCCGAGUACCGCACCUUCCGAGCAUCCCUCUUCUUUGGGAUGGGUUUCUCUGGCGCAGCCCCCAUCUUACACAAGCUAAUCUUGUUCUGGCACCAGCCGGAGGCGCUCCACACUACAGGAUACGAAGUUUUGAUGGGACUGUUUUACGGCAUAGGAGCACUGGUAUAUGCAAUGAGAAUCCCAGAGAGAUGGAUGCCGGGGAAAUUCGACAUUGCUGGCCACAGCCACCAGCUCUUCCACGUUCUUGUUGUAGCCGGAGCUUAUACGCAUUAUCGUGCAGGACUUGUGUAUCUCAGGUGGAGAGACCUGCAAGGAUGCUGAGGAAAUUAAACUCAAAUUGUUAAGAGUAAGUUUAGGUGGUAAAUAUGCCAAUUAAUUCAGUGGUAAAGCUGAUGUUGUGAAGAAAAUAAUUGGAGCAAAUGCUUGAACGCCAUAUCGCGUUAAUGUUGUUUUAGUCAAGUCUAAUAUGUUUAGAAUCUUAGAAUUCUUAUGCAUAUAAAUUAGAGUAAAUAUUACAAACAA
Salvia splendens (bonfire salvia) is the source of this 1776-nucleotide messenger RNA. RefSeq names its product heptahelical transmembrane protein 4. Lineage: Eukaryota; Viridiplantae; Streptophyta; Magnoliopsida; Lamiales; Lamiaceae. Bases 346 to 1575 code for a protein of 409 amino acids. Gene Ontology annotation, molecular function: signaling receptor activity. Gene Ontology annotation, biological process: response to hormone. The transcript is spliced from 3 exons. The record is from RefSeq and is a predicted model, not a curated record. Gene Ontology annotation, cellular component: membrane.